CAUUUUAUUUUUAUUUUUAAUUAGUACAUUUCUUCUUCCGUGUUUUAUUUUCUGUUUACCCAUUUCAGGGACAAAUCUCUCUCCUUUUUCUUCAUCUAUUCCUUCUGAUUUCCCUAUUUUUCUGAUUUUCUUCUUCAGGCUUUGGUUUUUCCAGAUUAUCUUUUCAAAUUCGCGGCUCUUCAAGUGGAAUUUUUAUUUGGGAUGGACUAUUUUUUCUUCUUCUUGUUGUUACUACUUGUGUUUUCGGCUUCAUAGUGCAAGAAUUUGCAUCCUGCAAAGUGAACAAGCUGUGAUACUCUGAUGAAGUGUGGUGAUUGUAAGGUAUUGUGAGUGUAGCAUUCUGAAUUGGAGGUGGAAUUUUUGGUUGGAUUAUGGAUCCUGUAAGAGGUGUGGGUAGUGUUGUGGGGACUGUGCUGAUUCCCAUGCGGUUUGUGUGGCCUUAUGGUGGUAGGAGUGUUUUUCUCAGUGGUUCUUUCACAAGGUGGUCUGAACUUUUGCCAAUGUCUCCGGUGGAAGGUUGUCCAACAGUGUUUCAAGUUAUUUAUAGAUUGCCCCCUGGUUACCAUCAGUACAAGUUUUUUGUUGAUGGGGAGUGGCGGCAUGAUGAGCAUCAACCUUAUGUACACGGACAAUAUGGGAUAGUCAACACUGUCUUAUUGGCAACUGAUCCUAACUACAUACCUGUUAUAAAUUUAGACAUUGCUCCUGGUAGUAACAUGGACGUGGAUGAGACUUUUCGCCGCGCGGUAACACAGGUUCAGGUGACAGAAGGUACAUUGAGUGAGGUGCUUCCAAGAAUAUCAGAUGCUGAUGUACAGGUCUCUCGUCAGCGUAUUUCUGCAUUUCUGUCUAUGCACACAGCUUAUGAAUUACUUCCCGAGUCAGGCAAGGUUGUUGCAUUGGAUGUUGAUUUACCAGUGAAACAAGCAUUUCAUAUAUUGCAUGAGCAGGGAAUAUACAUGGCUCCUCUGUGGGACAUGUGCAAGGGACAGUUUGUUGGUGUUCUCAGUGCUUUGGAUUUCGUCUUAAUUUUAAGGGAGUUAGGGAAUCGUGGGUCUAAUCUGACAGAAGAGGAGCUUGAAACACAUACCAUAUCGGCUUGGAAAGAAGGAAAAUCAUAUCUAAACAGACAGAACAAUGGACAUGGAAUUGCAUUUUCUAGGCAUCUUAUUCACGCAGGACCGUAUGAUAAUCUGAAAGACAUUGCCAUUAAGAUCUUGCAAAAGGAGGUUUCAACAGUUCCUAUUAUCCAUUCAUCUUUUGAAGAUGGUUCUUUUCCGCAGUUACUUCAUCUUGCUUCACUGUCAGGAAUACUCAAAUGCAUUUGUAGGUAUUUUAGGAAUUGCUCUAGUUCAUUGCCUAUACUGCAACUUCCAAUAUGUGCAAUACCUGUUGGCACAUGGGUGCCCAAAAUCGGGGAAUCAAACCGGCGGCCUCUAGCAGUAUUGAGACCGAGCUCUUCUCUUGCUUCAGCGCUAAAUUUAUUAGUUCAAGCACAAGCAAGUUCAAUACCAAUUGUUGAUGAUAAUGACUCAUUGCUGGAUAUAUAUUGUCGGAGUGAUAUAAUGGCUUUGGCAAAGGACAGGGCAUAUACACAUAUCAAUCUUGAUGAAAUGACCGUUCAACAGGCUUUACAGUUAGGCCACGAUGUGUGUAAUCCCUACGAGCCUAGAAGUCAAAGAUGUCAAAUGUGUUUACGUUCUGAUUCACUGCAUAAAGUGAUCGAGCGUUUGGCAAAUCCAGGUGUGAGGAGGAUUGUUAUUGUAGAAGCUGGCAGUAAGCGUUUAGAAGGCAUCGUCUCAUUGAGCGACAUAUUCAAGUUCUUUCUCAGUUAAUUGUUUGGAUUGAUGAUGGAGUAAAAGGGUAUGUGCAGAGUACUAUAUCAAAUAUUUAAUUUAGGCCGCCAUCGCCUCAAUGAUAUUUAUGUUUUGAUAUGUUCCCAUUUUGUUGUAAUACAGUUAGAUUGGCCUCUUUUCUUUGGUGCCUCAUUUUAUAAUUUUAGGCUAGAGAAAGAGGCCUGUAAAUUCUGAGUAUUUAUUGCCCUAAAUUUAUUCAUCUUCCCAUUUGUAUUGUA
Molecule: messenger RNA, 2074 nt
Organism: Vicia villosa (hairy vetch)
Lineage: Eukaryota; Viridiplantae; Streptophyta; Magnoliopsida; Fabales; Fabaceae
Product: sucrose nonfermenting 4-like protein
Exons: 14
Coding region: 372-1835 (487 amino acids)
Source: RefSeq, a predicted model, not a curated record